UCCCGUGUCGCCGCCGCCACCCUCCCCUGGAUCCAUUGUGAGGAAAUUGCCAUUCGCCGGCAGCGGCGGCACAUCUGGGCGGGCGCAUCUGGGCAAACAACAUCGGCUCCCGCCGACUGCCUCCAACGUCCUCCAACCGGCCGAACGGAUCUCACCGGGCCGCCGGAGAGGCUCCUGCUCGUCAGCCCCGGGCUCCUUCUUUCGGGCUGAAUCUUAAAAAAACCCUGGCAGCGCGGGGGGUGGGGUGGGGUGGAAAUAAAGGCUGCUAUUUUUUUCCCCUGGGAUUUAUUUCAUGGGGAUGUGUUCAAGACAAGAGAGGAUUCAGAAGGAUAUUGACGUUGUGAUCCAAAAGUGCAAGGCGGAAAAGGACUGCCUGUUUGCAGAUUUCAGGUACUCAGACUCCACCUUUACCUUCACCUAUAUUGGAGGCUCCAAAAGUGUGUCCUAUUCAGUGCAUGUCUCUGAGGAUUACCCAGAUAACACUUAUGUUUCCAGUUCUGAUAACGAUGAAGAUGUGUUAGUUACAACAGAGCCAAUUCCAGUAAUUUUCCACCAAAUUGCUACAGAAUUAAGAAAAACCAAUGAUGUCAACUAUUGCUUAUCCAUAAAGUCAAAAUUACAGAGGGAGAAUGGAGAGGAGUCACGACACAGCAGCACAGUUGAAGAAGACUCUGAAGGAGAUAAUGACUCUGAGGAAUUUUAUUAUGGAGGACAGGUUAGCUAUGAUGGAGAACUUCACAAGCACCCACAGCUGGAGGCUGAUUUAACAGCAGUGAGAGAGAUCUAUGGACCUAAUGCAGUAUCUCUCAGGGAAUAUGGAGCCAUUGAUGAUGUAGAUAUUGAUCUACAUAUUGAUGUUAGCUUCCUUGAUGAGGAGAUUGCUGUGGCCUGGGAUGUAAUUCGCACAGAGCCUAUAAUAGUGCGACUGCACUGCUCACUUACACAGUACCUAAAUGGUCCAGUGCCAACUGUGGAUGUAUUUCAGAUUUCUACUAAGGAAAGAUUUGGGCUGGGACAUCAGCUGAAAAAAAUCAUGCAGACAUUUGUUACACAACAGUGGAAGAACAGUAAAGAAAAAUCUAACUGUACGCACAAUAAGAAGGUGUCUGACAAAAAAGUGAAAUCCCCUCUGCACAUCUUUUCUACAUUGCGCAGGUCGCCAAGUUAUCCUCCACCUGGCUGUGGUAAAAAUAAAUCAAAACUGAAGUCAGAACAGGACGGCAUCUCCAAGACCCACAAACUACUGAGAAGGACUUGCUCUAGCACAGUGAAGGCGGAGGAUGUGUGUGCCACAAAAUCCCACCGAACCUUUGGCCGCUCGUUGUCGAGUGACCCGAGGGCUGAACAGACAAUGGCUCUCAGAUCGCACAAACUGCUGAGCCGUGCUUGCUCUGCAGCUGCCAAGCAGGAGGAGUGCAUCUCUUUAAAGCCCCAUAAGGUGUUAAAUAGGUCGUGCUCUGGGGAUCCUCGAUGUGAGCACAACAGCACCUUGAAGCCCCACAAACUUUUAAGCAGAUCCUACUCCAGUAACCUUAGAAUGGAAGAAUUGGAUGGGUUGAAGAACCACAAGUUGCUCAGCAAGACUUACUCCAAUGCCCCUAAAUCAUCCAAAAUGGAGCCUUUCAAGGAGUCCACCAUGGCAGAGAGCAGGAGGCUCUCUCUUACCUCAGGGCUUAUUGGUAUCUUAACACCAUCCUCAUCAUCACCUUCACAAGCUGCUCAAAAUUAUGGUGCAAAAUGCAUUCCAGUGCGAGACCGUGGCUUUCUUGUGCAGACUAUUGAAUUUGCUGAGCAGCGGAUACCAGUAUUGAAUGAAUACUGUGUGGUUUGUGAUGAACCUCAUGUGUUCCAGAAUGGCCCUAUGCUGAGGCCCACUGUUUGUGAACGGGAACUCUGUGUAUUUGCUUUCCAAACAUUAGGAGUGAUGAACGAAGCUGCUGAUGAAAUUGCAACUGGGGCACAGGUAGUUGAUCUGUUGGUAUCUAUGUGUCGGUCUGCAUUAGAAUCACCUAGGAAAGUUGUCAUUUUUGAGCCAUAUCCUUCUGUAGUUGAUCCUAAUGAUCCUCAGAUGCUGGCCUUUAACCCCAGGAAGAAGAACUAUGACCGAGUCAUGAAAGCAUUGGACAGUAUCACUUCCAUCAGAGAGAUGACACAGGCACCUUACUUGGAAAUAAAGAAGCAGAUGGAUAAACAAGACCCGCUUGCACAUCCUCUUCUACAAUGGGUUAUAUCUAGUAAUAGAUCGCAUAUUGUGAAGCUACCGGUGAAUAGACAACUGAAGUUUAUGCACACUCCCCACCAGUUCCUUCUUCUCAGCAGUCCACCAGCCAAAGAAUCCAAUUUCCGAGCUGCUAAAAAUCUAUACGGAAGUACCUUUGCAUUUCAUGGUUCACACAUUGAAAAUUGGCAUUCCAUCCUGAGGAACGGCUUAGUUGUUGCUUCCAAUACGAGGCUGCAGCUUCAUGGUGCAAUGUUUGGAAGUGGAAUCUACCUUAGUCCAUUGUCAAGCAUAUCAUUUGGUUACUCAGGGAUGAACAAGAAGCAGCAGAAGGUGUCAGCUAAAGAUGAACCAGCUUCAGGCAGUAAGGGCAGUAAUACAUCACAGUCCCAGAAGAAAGGACAGCAGUCACAAUUUUUGCAAAGCCGUAACUUAAAAUGCAUAGCCUUAUGUGAAGUGAUAACCUCACCUGAUCUGCACAAACAUGGGGAGAUAUGGGUAGUUCCCAACACGGAUCACGUGUGUACAAGAUUUUUCUUUGUUUAUGAAGAUGGUCAAGUGGGUGAUACAAGUAUAAAUACACAGGAACCAAACAUUCAUAAAGAGAUUCUUCGAGUCAUUGGCAAUCAAACUGCUACUGGUUAAAAGGACCACUCUUAUUUAAUUGAUGUGAAGCCUUCCUCAGUCUCAAAGCUGGAUUUUGAACUGAAGAAGAUGCAAAAAACUAAUUUAUUAUUACUACACUAAGCAAAUUAACCAUUUGAAUACUUACUGUUUUCUUACUUAGUAUUUCGUAUCUCAUCAAAAUACCUGAGAUGAUAUCAAUUAGCAACUGUAGGGGUGCAAAGUCUAUUAUUAUACUAAAACAAUUAAUAAUUAAAUAGGCAUUUGGGUUGCUCACAUAAACAGACAUUAAAAAGGACUUUUGUGCUGAUAUUUUUAUACUAAACUUCAAUUGGAAGUUUUAGUACUGUAUACUGGUAUUUUAAAUUUAGAAUGACUGAAUUACAAGUAAGAGAGAAGAUUUUAUAGCGGAGCACCUGUAUUAUGCAGGAUACUUUGCAAUAAGUAAAAUAUUCUCGUAUUAAAACACAAUAAAAGGUUGUCUGGAAUAUGUAAAAUUGAAGAGAUUGGUUACCUGCAGCUGUCUUUGAUUCUUUUUAUUUUACUCAAAUGCAGUUAGAAUUUAGACUCAAAGGUGAAAACAACAAUGCAUUUUUUAUUUACUGGGUGCAACAAAGCAAAAUGAAUGUGAUGGUAUAUGUUAAUCUUUCUUUAUUUUCUCUGGAACACUGUCUUACCCAUUAAGCAGCUCACUUGCUUUUUUUAAUUAUACAAGCCUCAGAAACACCUUGAAAACGUACAGCUGUUAUUUUUCUUUUUAUAAUUUUUGGGUUUAUAUACUAGAUUUUACAAUUUCAUUAGAUCAACAAGGUUUUUUAGCGUUUGCAUCUUAACUUCAGUGAAAUUGCUCUGUGAUGAAAUUUAUCCACAUAUUUUAAAGUAUGUGCUGAGUUAAGGCUUUUACAUGGUUGAGUUGAUUGUUGGUACAUCAGAAAAUAUAUACAAAUGCAAAAUUCUACUGAUUUUUGUCUUGGUGAAAUAGUUUUAUUAGGUGAUUUCUAAGCUAUAAGAAAUCAGUUUAAAUAUCUCUGUCUUUUAAAUUAACUACUGUUUUUUCCAAGUGAAUACGAUGGCAACACAGAUAGAGAAGGGUCCAGUCUCCAGGACAAAAAGCAUACCCUGUGCCCUGAUGGAUGCCUUUGGCAGCCCUCAUGGUGGCUAUCCUGAAGCAUCAAUCACCCCCUUGAAUAUGGAGAGCAGUUGAACUUUCCCAUCUGUGCAACUACUGCGAGCCACCUCAGAAGGCAAAAACAGACUGAAACCUCUCUUAUGUUACUUUCAUAAUAAAGAUACUAAAGCACCAAAUAACAGCACAAGAGAGCACAGCUGUGUUUGUUUCUUUUAAAGAGAACUGAAUUAGAUAUGCUGUAAUGGAUGAUUUCUUCUUUCUAGUUCAUGCUACACUCCUGUAUUACUUGUUGCAGUUGAAGUGCCCUACAAGUUAAUAGUGGUAUUUGGCCUAGGAGCAUAUAUGGGAUGUAUUUUAGCAUUCUACUCUUAUUUGCUUUAGUGUUAAUUUUUCUGGGUUCAUAUCCAGACUUGUAAAGCAAAUUCUGUUUGCAUAUCCCCAUUUUGCUGUUAGUUCUAUUGACUUGGGCUCUCUUUUGGUGGACCUCUAAAUUAGAGAAACUACUCCAAUUGUUGUCUUUCAUGUUGGGACACAGGUUAACUUCUUGAAACAAAGAGGUUUCCAGAAAUUUGUCUGUCUACAUAAUGACUGCCAUAGGUUGUGUAACUGCAAAAAGUCAACAUAAUUCAGAAGUGGAGCUGAAACCCUGGUGUGACCAUCUCUGUAAUGGUGCUGCCAUAUGUGUCUGAAUCAUUCUGUUUUGCCUAACAAAAAGAAACUGGGAAGCAAAUCCACAAAGAUGUUCUAUGAUUAUUUCAUGAGCUGGUAGUCCACCACUCUGGGAUGCCUUUUGUCGAAAAGAACAGGAGAAAAGAGAGUUGAGAAUGAGUGAACUGGAGAAGCCAAGUAAACAGUCAUCUUCCCCAUCCCCUCAAGUUUAAAGCAGGGUCAGAAAUUAAACCCUUGAAGAAAGGAAUCUGAAAUGUAGCUAAUGAGUUGACCUCUGUUUGCAUUGUGGGGUUGUGAUACUGGUCAUGCAUGGUGCCAUCAUAACUACAACCCCAGGAAAGGGAAGAGAAAAAUACAUUGCUGCCAAAUUUUAAGACUGCUUGGAGGUUUGCUUUAAAUGGAUGAGCCACAACAAGGGACAGUGUGGGGGAAAGCAGGACUCCAAGUUGUGUGGAGGCCUUGCUGUUGUGCCUGUCUCGGGGAGAACUUUGGUGACUGACUUUAGAGGGGAGAAGAAUAGUGAACAAAAGGUAGAAUGUGACAAGCACAGGGGUUACAAACCAGUUGAAGAGGGCAAAGCCUUUUUAGGGAGAAAGGUAGUUCUGAAGGGACAAGAUGGCAUUAGCAGCUCAGGUCCCACGUGGUGCAUGGCAGAAAAAGGGACUGGCAGAACCAAGCUGCAGCGUGGGGAUACACAGCCCAUAGCAGUAUGAGGCAGCCCAGGCAUGCCCCAGCAUCGUGCUUGGGGCAACAGGGCAGCUUGAAAAGCUGUCACUAGGCUACAGUGCAGAGACAUAAGCUUGGUGUCACACAUAAACAGCAAUGGAGCUAGAACAAAGUUCUUUGGCCAGAAACGAAGUCACAUUUUUCAUUAGCCAGUAUAUUAAUAAGAAACUUCCAAGGCUUUGUAUUAUUUGCAGGGGAAUUUGAAUCUUCAGAUCAUUUAACAAAGUAUUAGUUCUCAUUAUUUUCAAAAGAUAUGGGGAGGGAGGCAUGUUCAUUUGGCAUAUGUUACUCCUUAUAUAGGAAACCUCAAAGCCAAAAGACUUGAUCACCAAGAACUGGAAUGAAAAAGCCUGAGGAUAAGAUUUUCUUUGAAGGAUUUUCCUUUGAGGUUUUUUGCAAAGGUGGCAGUUGCAUGUAGCCAAAUGCUUCCAAAUAACUUGCAUUAACAUGGAAUCCAGGGGAUGAAAAAUAAAAAUCUCUAGAGCAGGACCCUGUGUUAUACCCAGAGCCCUUGCAUUUUCCUUCCUCACUUACCAUGCUCACCAUAUUAGUGACAGACCAGUCAUUGUAACUCCUGCUGUAAAAGAUGCAAGCUUUCCAAAGAUGGCUUUUAAUUAAAGCAAGUAGAGCCCCAGGCUCUGCCAUCUCUCUUGAUAGAAAUUUCCAUGAAGUCAUUGCUGUCACCAUACCCAGUAUGGAGCAACCAAGGGAGUUAUAGGUAAAUAACUUUCUAACUUCUUGCUACAUCCUACAACAAAAUGCAAGCCCUCCUCACAGUAGAAAGGUUUGACAAAAAAAUUGUGUUAGUCCUUUGAUGUUGCACCCUAAUUAUGAAUUGCUGUAUUUAUACUGCUGAGUAUUUAAAUAUUGUGAAAGGAAUUCAGAAAUUGCUUUUAAAUGCUUUUAAAUCUUCCUUGAGAUUCAGGCAAAUAUUGAGCAUUCAAGGGCUGAAUUAAGCAAUUUGAAGUAUCUUUCUCUAUGAUAUGAAUCAACCUGGCCCUGUUGUCUUCAACAGUACUACACUGCUUUGAUAACCAAAUCUUUGGCUUCCUAUUACUUACCAUAAAAUGGCCAGGUUGUGUAAUAUUUCGGUUAAUGUUUUGCAGGAACUAAUCAAUGACACCGGAAUUUUUUAAGCUUAAAUUUUUAUUUCUACAGCCCUUGAAAAAAUUCUAAAUGAAGCCGAAUGAUUUUAACAUACAGCUUUUGGUACUAAAAAUGCAUCUGAUGAAUUAUGCUAAGAUUGUCCUUUGUUAAUAAAAAUAAAAAGUCACUCCAAAUUAAGACUUUGUGCACAGAUCAAUUAAACUUUGCUUAUAAUCACUUAUUACUGUGAAAACAAUUAGCUUGAUUCCGACAAGGAUAAAUAAAAAAUGGUAAAAGAAAUCCAAAAGGGAACAACUGAAUGAAGAGAUUCAUGGUUAAGAAGGAGAUACAAAAAAAACCCCAAACCCUAAGCAAAUGCAAAAGUAGUAUCUAGUUACUUAAGAAUUAUAAUAAUUUAGGCAGAAUUUUUUCUUGGCUCUGGGAAAUGAAAGUGAGAUACAAAGAAUAUGAGCCAUGACUCACCCCAUGCAGCCUCUGCUGGCAGUGCUGCUGCAGCUGGAAUGGCCUUGGCCACCCAUUCUCUUCUCUCCUGUGGCACACAGCAUCCUGUCGUGUUUUAUUUGCAAAAUUCAGGUGUUAAUCUGGUGUCUGUGCAAUUUCUUCAUUACAAAUACCACCUCAAGGUGAAAGAUGAGCCUGUUGAGUAAACUGAGCGAGGUCUGUUGCUUGUAGAGCAGUUAGGAUUCUGUGAAGCACCUGAAGUUGUCCAGAAAGGGUCUUGAGUACAGUCAGAUGAUUUUAUUCCUUAAAAAAAUUCCACUCAGGAGUGGAGUGACACGUGCUUCAAAAGGGGAUAAAUAAAAGGGGAUAAAUAAAAGGGGAUAAAUAAAAACGGGAAAGUUUGCUCCAAGCGGAGCGUCAUUCAAUGUGCACUGUUCUGUGUGAAGUGCACAAGGAUGUCGCCAGGAGUUUGAAUUUCCCGAUUUGUGUUUGGAAACCGGUCUGAAAGCACCGACCUCCUCUGUCUGUCCUGGCAUGUGAGUGUUGUACUCCUGCUCACUGGCUGCAGCAACAGCCACUGACAAGAGCCGAAGGAAUAAGACAGCUUGAACUGCUGUUCCAUAGCGUUUUGGUUGCAUGCUCGUGCUAAGUUUCAGUCUGACACAGAAUAGCUAGGAUGUAAAUUACUGCCCAUUACACUUUGCAUUGGGAUUUUGUACAUGUAGUAGGCAUAAGGCUUUUGUAAGGGGGAAAAAAAGAUUAGUUUUUAGAUGAACAUAUCUACUGUGCUGAAAACCUAUUGAAAAGAUUGCGUUGAUCAUUUAUCACAAAGUCAGUAAAAAUAUUCCUUAUACAUAGACAUUUAAUGUAAUGUUCUAAAAAUAAUUUUUGAACUUACCUAGUAUAUAUUGUAUCUUUGAACUUUAACAAACAGCCAGUGUUUUAUGUAAACAUAAAAUAUGCCAAUGUUUCUUUUAACACCAUAGCCUUUUUUUCUCCAAAUAAAUUUAUUAAAUUUUGUGCACAAAAAUCAUACUGCAGCCUGCUAUUUAGCCUAUGGUGCCUUAGAGUUACUCAAAUAUUUAACAAAAUGGAGAUAAUGUAAAUACUGCCAGAAGAUCACUAAGGCCAAAUAUUUUCUCUAUUCACUUUUUACUGCACUUGCUUUCUAUUGCUAUAUAAGCCUCUUUUAUUCAGCUUUGUAACAGCUAUAGCAUUGUAGCCAAUGUAAAUGUUUACCUUCAAUAAAUCAGAAUUUGUUCAACAAGCACUGGGCAUUUGGGCACUAUUUUGAGAACUCUGUUGGAAGUUAAAACAGCCAUCUAAGAAUUAAACUGCAUCUGAAGCAGUUUCUUGACUUUUGCUAAUCUCAAUGACAUCUAAAAGUUAUGCCAUGCUUUUACACAUGUUUUUGAAGUAAAAUUUUUUUGCAGUGAUCUUUUUAAAAACACUUAGAUGAACAGUAAAACCAGCUUUUCUUGCUGUGUUUAUCUGAAUGGGUUACCCAACUAUAAUAAAAACAUUAUUUUGCAUGUACAGUAUCAUAAAAUGCAUAAAGAUGUCUCAAGAUGCUUUUUAUAAUUGCUUUUAAAGAAGUUCUCUGUGUUUCUGUAGAGCUGUUUUUGUCAUGAAAACACAGCAAAUAUAUGACAAACUGUGUCAUACUUUAAUGUGGCUAUGUUUAAAGUAUAAAUACACAUCUGCAACUCAUAAAAUAUGCAGAUGUUCGUGGGACUGGUUAUUAAUUCAGUGAGUGUGCUGUUUUUUUCACUGCCUGUGAGCUCAUUUUAAUUAUAUGGGUGGAUGUAGCUUGAAACUUUUGAGAGUUUUACCUUUUGUUUGUUAAAUUUGUUAUUUUGUGAUUGCAGAUUUUGGAUUGAAAGAGUCAAAGUGGUACUUACUAUUAUUUUGACUGCUGCGAAGCGUAUUACACAAGUAUGACUGUCAGAGAGACAAAAAGACACAUCAUUGCUACUCUAAAUGACUGAUAGUUUGCCUUUGAUUUAAGAAUUCUCUAAUGGAGGAGAUAUUUCAAAUUUUGGGGAUCUUGAAUGCGGAAGCAGUAACCUCCAAACUCACAAAAGAAGAGCUGAAUCAGUGGGGAAGUCUCAGAUCUCUCUAGAAUUGGUACCCAUAGAGAGCACAAGGGACAGAAUUUAUAUUUGCUUUGGUUUAAUUUACUUCAUUUCCAAGUGGCUGCAUCACAAGUUCUCUCAAUAUGCACCAAUAUUAAGUUUUCCGCUGAGAAGCUCUUUGGUACAUUGAAUUCACCUCUUGAACAGUUCCAUGUGGGACCCAAGAGAUUAAUAAUCUGAACAGUAAUUGAGAGCAGUAAAAAAAAAUACUGCAAUGGAUAAGAGCUACAAAUGCACACAUUGCAUUUUUAACAGGAGGAAGAUCAUAGUAUCUUCUAAGAAAAUAUCAAAAAAGGACUUUAAAGGAUAUUAAGCCGUGUUUGCACACUUGACCAGCUUCUCUAUUUUGGAAUUAGUGAGCAGUGCAGAUUGAAGCAAGUUAUUUUGCACAGGGGUCACAGCCUUGGCCCUCUCCAAGAGGGAUUUGUCCUCCUGAGGCAGGUUAAGUGGAGCUGCAUCAAUUGAAUGAAGCCAGUAGUAGCUGAGGGCCACAACUUUGCUGUGCCCAGCUCUCAGCACAGUGUAAGCACUUUAAGAGAAGAAAACUUAAGGAAUGAAGCAAAGGGCUCAGUGCCUUGCAAAAAUCUAGUGUCAAAGCAGAUGAAAAAAAGAACAGCACUUGGAAAAAAUACUAAAUUGGCAUUUUUAUUAAACAACAUUAUCGAUCCUUCAGGCUGAUUUUCUUAAACGUUGAAAACAUUUUCCAUUCACAGUUAAGGGAGAGAAGUGUAAUUCAACACACAGAAAUUGAAGUCUCUGAACAGAACAUAAGACCCUUUUAGCAUCAGCACUGUUUGUAGCAAACCCAUGUGCAAGGUGUCAGCUAUUGGAUUCCAGCCAGUUCCAAAACUGGCAUUUUGCGAGAUGCUGAAGCUGUGGGAAUUACACUAGCAGCAGGAACAGUGACUGCUGCAGAAGCAAGAACAGCACAAGUCUCCAGGGAUUGUGUCUGGAGCAAAAUGCAGGAACUCCUGGCUUAUGGUUUGCUCAACAAAAGCCAGAGCUUAUCAUCAGCAAAGCAAUUCUAAUUCAUAACUUUUAAAGAGAAAGCUUUCCAUUGUUUGGGAGAAAUGGGAAGGAAAAAAAGAGUAGUUUUCUUCAACUUGCUGUACUGUAGCUGGAUAGUUCAGUCUAGUAGCAUGUCUGAGGCAGUGUCCCACUGUACAUGCAUGUAGCAGGUUUACUUACAGCACUAGUUAGCAACUUGCUUAGAGAUCUCAGGCAGAAGGAGGAAUGUCUCAAUCAGCUGACAGUUCCUUGGAGCCACUCAUAUUUUAUAUAUAGUCUAAUGGAGCGCAGAAAAGGAAUAGGUGGGUGACACUGUCCUUGAUGGUUUUCAAGUCUGAUCAAACCCUUCUUCCCAUGAGCUGCUGAAAAAACAAUUUUGCUGAUUGUUUAAAAAAAAACCUUAAUCUCUCCUGAUCUUUCCAUCUCUCCUAGACAGUAGCUUGGAGUUUGUGUGUAUUUCUGUUCACAAACAUCUACCAAGGUUUAUUCAGUAUAAAGAGUUUCAAAGAUGAGAGGAGUCACAGGCCAAACUAAUUGGAAUAGGCAUAAAUGUAAUUAGAAUGUAUAUAGAUGAAAAUAUGUAAGUAUAUAUUUAAAAUUUUGCAUUUAUUUGUGGGAGUGUAAGUUGAAACAGAACUUUUGACUCAAAACCAAGGAUCAAAAUUUCACUGCUUAGAACCCUUCUGAAAAAUGCAGUGUAUUAGAAACAAGUUUUAACUACCCUAAUAUGAUAGGUUUUGGUAGAUCUGACUUGCUGAAUUUUUGUCAAGGACAUGUUUUGCUAGAGGCUUUUAAAUUUUUGCCUGUGGGGAAUUCAGUCACUCCUCUGUAUGCGUUAUCACGUAGCUGUCAUGUUGUGCUUCAUGCGGUAUUCCAUAUGUGUGAAAUUGUAUUAUUCCACUCUUUGGCUUUUUAUUGUCUUACGCAAACUUUGAUUUCAUGCUUGCCAUUCUGGUCAGUAGUACUGAGUAUCAAAAAUCCCAAGAUCUUCUAGCACCAGUCUCAUUUCAGAUUCCUGCUGAUACUUUAUGCUUUGGAAUUUUGCAGCUUUUUUUUUUUCAGCUGCAUCUCUCCAUUUUAUGCCCUGGUUACAAAAGUUUUUGGGUGGUUGCUAAACAUCUUGCUAAACCUGAGAGGUGGCACUUCUGUCUCUCUGAGAGUUGAUUUAUAUUUUUUGCAAAGAUCUCCUUUCUUUUUAAGCCUCCAGUGGUCUUCUCCACUACCAAAAAUAAAAAAAAAAUUAGAGGACUUGUUGGGGAGAUGAUUUUACUAUUUGUUAUGUUGUUCAAUGACUUCACAUUCUGUAUAUCUAUGCUAAUGUGAGCUGAAUUUCUGAUUCAUUGAAUUUCUGGUUCUUUCCUGUUGCUUUAAUUGCUCACAGAGCUAGCCUUUAGAAGAGCAUCAGAUAUGAGCAUUAAUGGACAAUACUGAGUAUAUUUCAGUUAAAAUGCAAAAAUAUGCAGCCAUGAAUAGUAAAAAUGUAUUGAAAUUAUGGUCCUUCGAUAUAAAAAGCAUGUGUACAAACUAUUAACUUGCACAUGAAAACAAGAAUGCGUGAACAGAUAGGUAUGCCAAAAAGGAUGCUAUUAAAAGCUGAAGAGUUUUAUAAAUACUAUUCCCUGUCAUAAUUUCCUUUCACCUAAGCAAAUUUGGUAGUGUAAGUUCAAAAUAUUCCCUACCUUACUUCUUGCUCUGUCUUUAAACAGGGUUCAAAUUGAACUGCUGAUCAUUCCUUCACAGAUUCAUUUUUUCCCAUGUUUUUCUGAGGAAAGCUUACUGGGGUCUUAAUUACUUUAAAGAGUGUUACUGAUCUCCUAAAUUAAUCUGCUUGAAAAUUUUCCAUAGAUUGGUUUGAAAUGGGCUUUUUCAUCAAUAAGCUACCAUAGGCAUUUGCUUCCUUUCCAUGGAGAUUUCUUUUAUGUUUGUAAACCUCAAGUCUUGAGUUUUUACUUGAACAAAUCUUUUCUUAAGGGGAUUGAAAGACUUGAUGGUAUGUGUGCAUGAGAUUUAAUAUGAAAAAUUUACUUUUGUCUUUGUAAGUGGUGUCUCAGUGGCCUGGGCAGCAGAUUCUUGGUGUAGUGCAGCAAUUUAUGAAUUGGUCCCAAUGAGGACUGAUUUUGAUUUUGGCUUUUAGGGUAUCAUUGACCCACUGGAUAAAGCUAAAAAUUCUGACUAUUCUUAUCAAAUUCUGUUGUCUGUAAAUUAUGUUACUUUGUGUAAACUGUUCCUUUACAUUAUCUGCUCUGUGGAUCUCUAUUCAUAUAUAUUCCUGCCAACUCUACUAUGCAUGAAUGCAAAGAAAGAAACAAAGGUACAAUAAAGAUGUGGUUCAUGGUCCCUGC
Messenger RNA from Zonotrichia leucophrys gambelii, 12399 nucleotides. RefSeq names its product poly(ADP-ribose) polymerase family member 8 (gene PARP8). Gene Ontology annotation, cellular component: nuclear envelope; membrane; endoplasmic reticulum tubular network. The transcript is spliced from 26 exons. NCBI's taxonomy places the organism in Eukaryota, Metazoa, Chordata, Aves, Passeriformes, Passerellidae. The record is from RefSeq and is a predicted model, not a curated record. Gene Ontology annotation, molecular function: kinase binding; NAD+ poly-ADP-ribosyltransferase activity; protein serine/threonine kinase activator activity. Bases 293 to 2863 code for a protein of 856 amino acids. Gene Ontology annotation, biological process: endoplasmic reticulum unfolded protein response.